This is a messenger RNA of Amphiprion ocellaris (clown anemonefish), 2218 nucleotides long. Its product is annotated as small conductance calcium-activated potassium channel protein 3-like. The record is from RefSeq and is a predicted model, not a curated record. Bases 678 to 926 code for a protein of 82 amino acids. The transcript is spliced from 2 exons. Lineage: Eukaryota; Metazoa; Chordata; Actinopteri; Pomacentridae.
CACAGCUUUGAGAACAGUCACUUUCACUGCACAUCCUUUAGGAGUAUGUGAAAUAAAAUCUCUUCAAUCUUAACAUGUUUUUCAAGGUUUGGAGAUAUUUUGCUGAAGUGAUUGAAGAUCACUUUAUUGUCAUUCUGUUGAGAUACACAACGGAAUUUAGAAAAUAGAGCUGAGAUACACAUGUUAAAGAAGGAUUUAUCAUUCUAAACAUGUUCUCAAGCAACAGAAUAAAACGAAUCACACAUUUUCCUCCUAAUGUGGCUCAGUUCAGCACACCUGAGUAGGUAUUACUGUGUAAAGGUCAGUUCUUUAUUACUUUAUGGCUCUUUUUAACUUUUUCUGCCAUUAAAGUAUAUUUUAGUGUCACUAUUAGCCUUUAAUUUCGCCAGGGGCCAAAAAUUUGGUUUAUUUUAACUGAAUGAAGACAUAAAACUGAAUGUGUUUUUUCUGCUUAAUCCACAGAGUUCCCUGUAAACGUAUUUACUGUCAGGACUUGAUACUAAACUUCCCCCAUGAAAACCGCUGAGUGUGUUGCAUUCAUGGGUUGUUUUUGGUCACGUGUACGCAUUAGACCUUUAUAAUUUUUCAGUAAAUGUGUCAUAAAACUGAAUAUUUCUGCAUCCAGGCUGCGGAGGGUGAAGAUCGAGAAGAGGAUACUCGCCGAUCAGGGGAACACGAUGGUGGACCUGAACAAGAUGCAGAGCCUGAUGUACGACAUGCUGGCCGAGGUGCAGGGCUGCCGGGGGGAGCUGGACACUCACAUCCACAGCCUGGAGAAGCACGUGGAGGAGCUGAGGGAAGGAUUCAGGAGCCUCAUGCCGCUGCUGUCCAGCACCCUGUCCACCCAGAACUCCUCCAUCCGCCACCUGCUCAGGGAGAGGGAGGUGAAGACGGAGACGGCCAGCGUGAGCGGUGGAGACAGGUAGAGGUGACGGAGGAGACGCCAAGAUGCUCGAGGAGUUUCUGCCUACAAUGCAGCUGAAAUUAUCACAGUGGUUUUUAAAAAUUUCCUACAGAGACGGACAGACGUGUUUAUAUAAGCAGCUGAAGGAUGUACAGAUUGUAAAAAUAGGUGGGUCACUAUAUAAUUGUGGGACUUUUUGUAUCAUAGUUGACAUUUUUGCUGUUUUCAGACCUAAAAUCUACAUGGGCACCUAUAACCAAAUACCACAUGGCAUUUUUACACAAAGAUUCUACUAAAUAUUAUAAAUACAAUUAAGUAAAAUUGAAAUUGAAAGUUAUUUAUAAAGAUAUUGUAGUAAACCUGCUGACAUGCCAUAAAUCCACACUUGACUCACACACUACUUUAUAUUAAAUAACUCAGAAAACCUUGGAGUCUGGCCAGUCUUUUCUUCAGGAGGAAAUGACAUCAUGUGGAGCAGGUCAUGUGAUCUGGAAUUAACACACUUCCUUCAGAGGUGUUUUUGUAAUGGGGAACUUAGUGGAAAAUGAUUUCUUGGACAGAUGCAAUUUCUUAUUUUCCAUCUAAAAUUUGAUACAUUGCCAAAAAAGAAAUAUCUGUCAUGAUUAUCUCAACUUAAUAAAAAGAAAACUAUCAAAACUAUUUCUGAAUCAGCUCAUUUUAUUGUUGUUUAGCUAAUUAGAAGGUGGUUAUUAAAUUGGGAGAGUUAUUCAGUUGACAUUUAGUGAUAUCCAGUCAUUUUUUAAGUGAUUGUUUCCAUAAUAAUUACAGAAUGUGUAUAGACAUGAUCAUAAAGAACAUAAAAAACAUUAGUUUUUUUUUCUUUUAAUAGUAACGUAUGCAAGAUAUAGUCCCUCAGUUAUAUAUUGACCCAGGUAUAGACCCAUUUUAUGUUGCAGAAUGACACAAAAUGUAGAAGUUAGUCACUUUUUUAUGAAGGGGUUUCUGAUGUAGUGACAGGAAAUUGGGGAAACAACUCAUCAAACUGAACAUUUGGAAGCUGCAGUAUUGAGUAAACUGAAAAAAUGCCCAAGAAGUUGCAAUUUGAAGACUUAUACAUUGGAUUAUAGUAAAUAACUGAACAUUCAGUGUCCCCCUGUACUUUGAUUUUCUGUUUCCUGAUGUUUGAGAAACCACCUAAUAAUUAACAGUAACGAGAAAAUGCUAUUUUAGCCAUAUUUUAAGAAAAAUUAUGUAAUCUUGGAUAAUUUUGGCGAAUUGUAACAUCCAUAAGUGAGUAGCUUUAUCUGUAAACACUGCAUUUUUUCUCAUUGUGUAAUAAAAAUUUAAUUUAAA